This is a messenger RNA of Danio aesculapii, 2799 nucleotides long. RefSeq names its product serine/threonine kinase 38 like (gene stk38l). NCBI's taxonomy places the organism in Eukaryota, Metazoa, Chordata, Actinopteri, Cypriniformes, Danionidae. The coding region runs from base 204 to 1598 and encodes 464 amino acids. The transcript is spliced from 14 exons. Gene Ontology annotation, biological process: peptidyl-serine phosphorylation; intracellular signal transduction. Gene Ontology annotation, molecular function: ATP binding; protein serine/threonine kinase activity. The record is from RefSeq and is a predicted model, not a curated record.
GGGGAGGUGGAUCAGAUUCAGCGCAGCUCCGCCGCAGCGUUCAACAAACAUCAGCCUGAAUAGAGAAUAAACAUGAGCGAUCAUUGAGCCUCUCUGCUCUGCCUGCUCAACCCACGGCCAUUCACUUGGCUUCAUUUCAUCCUUAUUUCGACCCUCGACUGUCCGGCAAACUGUCUAAUCUGGAGGAGGACGGGGAGACCAGCAUGGCCAUGACGGGAGGCAUGGCAGCGCCCCUCCCUAUGAGCAACCAUACACGUGAGCGCGUGACGGUGGCCAAACUCACGCUGGAGCACUUCUACAGCACCCUGCUCACCCAGCAUGAGGAGCGUGAGAUGAGGCAGAAGAAGCUGGAGAAGGUGAUGGAUGAGGAGGGUCUACCUGAUGAAGAGAAGAGUAUGAGGCGCUCUCUGCACGCUCGAAAGGAGACUGAGUUUCUGCGGCUCAAGAGGACUCGGCUUGGUCUUGAUGAUUUUGAGUCCCUUAAAGUGAUUGGGAGAGGAGCAUUUGGAGAGGUGCGGCUGGUUCAGAAAAAGGACACGGGUCACAUUUAUGCCAUGAAGAUCCUCAGAAAAGCAGACAUGCUAGAAAAAGAACAGGUGGCUCAUAUCCGGGCCGAGAGAGAUAUCCUGGUGGAGGCCGAUGGCGCCUGGGUAGUAAAGAUGUUCUACAGCUUUCAAGAUAAACGCAAUCUGUACCUCAUCAUGGAGUUUCUGCCUGGAGGAGAUAUGAUGACUCUGCUGAUGAAGAAAGACACGCUGUCGGAAGAAGCCACGCAGUUUUAUAUCGCAGAGACGGUUUUGGCUAUUGACUCCAUUCACCAGCUGGGUUUCAUUCACCGAGACAUCAAACCUGACAACCUGCUGCUGGACUCACGGGGUCACGUCAAACUGUCUGAUUUUGGCCUCUGCACUGGUUUGAAGAAGGCCCAUCGGACUGAAUUUUACAGGAAUCUCACACACAACCCUCCCAGUGACUUCUCCUUCCAAAACAUGAAUUCAAAGCGGAAGGCAGAAACAUGGAAGAAGAACCGAAGGCAGCUGGCAUAUUCAACAGUUGGGACGCCAGACUAUAUCGCCCCUGAGGUCUUUAUGCAGACUGGCUACAAUAAGCUGUGUGACUGGUGGUCUCUUGGAGUCAUAAUGUAUGAGAUGUUGAUAGGCUACCCACCCUUCUGUUCCGAGACGCCACAGGAAACCUAUAGGAAGGUCAUGAACUGGCGUGAAACGCUAACUUUCCCCCCUGAAGUCCCCAUUUCAGAGAGAGCCAAGGAAUUGAUCCUUAGGUAUUGCACAGACGCAGAAAACCGUAUUGGAUCAGGGAGUGUGGAUGAAAUCAAAUCUCAUCCCUUUUUUGAGUCUGUGGACUGGGAGCAUAUCAGAGAGAGACCUGCUGCUAUUUCCAUAGACAUCAAGAGCAUUGACGAUACGUCUAACUUUGAUGACUUUCCAGAGUCAGACAUUCUGCAGCCAGUAGCAAAUGUAACCGAACCAGACUUCAAGUCCAAGGACUGGGUUUUCCUCAACUACACCUACAAACGCUUUGAGGGCUUGACACAGCGUGGCACCAUCCCUACUUACAUGAAGGCGGGCAAGGCGUGAAACUGGCACAGAUGGUCUGGAAGAGGAGGAUUAGAAUGUAAAUGACAAUUCAAAUGCAGAUUUCUGCAGAUGAAAAGCUUAUGCACUGCCGCUUUGUGCUACACAGUAGACCUGUUCUCAGAGGAGUCCAUGGUGACUAUAAAAAGAAAAAAAGCAUAAUAAUUAUAUGGCCAAACAUAAGGAUGGAGACUCUCGUCCUGCUGCUCAGCUAAAAGGAGACACAACGGUUACCCUAAUGCUUUUCAACACUGGAUUAAACAGGGUCACAGAUGUAUAAAAUAAAAAAGGGAAGCAGAUACAUCACUGAAGCCUUAUGUUCAGAAAACCUCUGAAGUGACAAACCUGCAAUAAAGUUGAUCUCCCCCAGUCACCUUUUUAGCUUCUUUCCCCCAGGAAGUUGAGAAUCUGUAUAAACCCAAAUCAAACAAUGUUAGACAUACUGUAUGAUAUAGUUUACUACCUGAUGCUGAAUAUUUUCCAUGAUGGAUGUUUUGUGGUUUUUUUUGUGUGGAAUUGUUUUGUUGUAUGUAUGUUUGCAACCUACCUAGAAGAAACUUGAAGAAGGGAUUGAUGGUUUCUGUUCGUGUCAGUGCCAGAGAGCAGCCUGUUCCUGUGCAUUUCAUCCAUAAUGAAUCCAUUUUGUGAGCGUUGUUCAUCUAUGCAACCAUUUUUGUUGUUCUGUUGUAACGCAUGCGAGAUGUAGCUUCAGUCAGUGGUUUGAAAAGGCAGAUCAAUAAUGGUUAAAACGUGCUCUCUUUUACAUAUGUUUUACAGGGUUUUAAAACUUUAAUUUACUUUUGUUUUUGCAUAUUAAAUUUUAAAACGAACAAAGCUGUAACCAAAUAACAGUUAAAUAAUGGUGGUAAUCACUCAAAGCAUAGGAGAACACAAACUAGUGAGCUGAUGUGUUGUUAAAGAUUAGUAAAGUAAUAAUAAUAAUGACGAUAAUAAAGGUAACGGUUAAUGCACUUACAUGCUGUCUUAGUUGCUGAGGAUAUUUAGUGAUUGGACAUCUGCUGUUCUGCAUGACUACAAAUUACUGGCCCGAUAGCAAGGCUGAAAAGAGCAAACAUGCUGUAGCUUCUGUGUAAAAGAUUGGUGCUGGGGGGGUUCACUUAAUAUAUUCACUUCUGUUGUUUUGUUAUCUGUUGUCUUGGUGUAAAAACGUAAAAGCAAGAAAUAAAUGUAACAAAUAUGGAAA